UGCUUGCAAUAGCUUCUCGGCGGACUUCAUGGAAAACCGGGGGUUCGAAUGAUACUAUUAACGCUAGGUACGUUUAUUUUAGUCGCGAGUUCGACGCUACGCGCAUGUACACGGACAUUGCUGGUAUCUGUUGGCCCCAAUCUAGGAACGGGAAGAUGCGCUGCCGACGAUGCUGGCUCCUAUCGUCCACAAGUACCGGCCUCCGGUCUAUUUCGUGCUUGGAUGUGAAGUCGUUGUCGCUAUCAACCACCGAUAGGCGCCCCCCAAUCGAUAUCCGUGCCGCAAUUCACGCGGGAACCUGGUUGUGGGAGUGCGGAGCGCCGAAUCUUUUUUUGGGGUGUGCGAACGAAGGAUCGGGGGCCGAUAUGCAGGUACGGUCUGGAGUAGAACAGCGAAACAAGAAUAGCGCUUCUGUGCCCGAAGGCCCGAUAUCUGAACCUCAAUACCGGAUGCGAAUUGAGUUAGAAAUAGCAGCGUUGAAACCGGGCGGUAUUGAGUGCAUGGUUGGUGGCUUUGUGUUUUCUAGAGUUGCGGGCUCAUUCCGUUGGUGGGUCGUUCUGUAGAGGCUCGAUCUGCGGUGAGAUUCACAUCGAUUGGAAGCGCCUGGCGUUACCUUUACCUACUUUUAUCUUCCUUCCGCUGCGAAUAGCACUACGUCCCUGACCGCAUUUUCCCU
Molecule: messenger RNA, 676 nt
Organism: Trematosphaeria pertusa
Lineage: Eukaryota; Fungi; Ascomycota; Dothideomycetes; Pleosporales; Trematosphaeriaceae
Exons: 1
Coding region: 105-563 (152 amino acids)
Source: RefSeq, a predicted model, not a curated record